AUGUACGCCUUAUCUCGUAUGUAUUUCAUUAACUCAUUCGAUUUCCUCAGCUCCUGCACCUCUACCCACUGCCUGAACAACGGUACAUGCUCCAACACCACCGGCUCAUAUCGUUGUCUCUGCCCGCCGACGUUCCAUGGACCAUUCUGCCAGUUCGAUGUCAAUGCUACCAACUAUAGCUGGAGUGCUUUGGAGAUCGCAUUACUGUUUUUCGUCGUCUUCAUGAUAGCGUUUGCUAUAUUCAUCGUCUGUUGCGCAUCUUCUAACCGAAUGGGUUUCUACAUCAGCGUCCCAAACAAACACUACAACAGAUGGGCCGAGGAAGACGAUAUGUUUGAUGACCUCCCAACGGAGAAUGGGGAGCAGCUUAUGGCAAUGGCAGACAUAAGAAAAGGAAUCGUGGUAUCCAGAACUAGAGAAACAGUACUUGAAGAUCUAGAGGAUUCAGCAAUACUCCAGUUAUGA
Caenorhabditis remanei is the source of this 465-nucleotide messenger RNA. RefSeq lists its product as uncharacterized. Gene Ontology annotation, molecular function: calcium ion binding. The coding region runs from base 1 to 465 and encodes 154 amino acids. NCBI's taxonomy places the organism in Eukaryota, Metazoa, Nematoda, Chromadorea, Rhabditida, Rhabditidae. The record is from RefSeq and is a predicted model, not a curated record. The transcript is spliced from 6 exons.